Messenger RNA from Alosa alosa (allis shad), 938 nucleotides. RefSeq lists its product as uncharacterized. Gene Ontology annotation, biological process: response to bacterium. The record is from RefSeq and is a predicted model, not a curated record. The transcript has 6 exons. NCBI's taxonomy places the organism in Eukaryota, Metazoa, Chordata, Actinopteri, Clupeiformes, Clupeidae. The coding region runs from base 1 to 759 and encodes 252 amino acids.
AUGGUGGAGGACUCUUUAUCUGGCCAGCUUCUCUACAUGAUGGUGGUGGUGCGUGAGGGUCAGUCGGUCCAGAUGAACUGUUCAUUUGGCGUAAAGGAGACGGGAUUCACCUCAGUCACCUGGCUGAGACAGACCAACCAGUCCACUCCAGUGUCCAUCCUCACAGCUUUCUACAACUACCAGAAGAAUAAUGCAAGCAACGCAAAUUACCACAAUGGAUUCAGCAGCAAACGCUUCACAUGGACUAUAGUGGCCAACAGCAUCUACACGUUACAGAUCAGAGAUGUGAGUGUGUCUGACUCUGGACUUUACUACUGUGGGAGGCAGCCUGGGGACCACAUGGUCUAUUACAAUGCCACCUACUUAACCAUCACAGAUCAGACUGACGCUGAACCUACAGAGAAAGUAAAGGAGGAAGGUUCUCUUCCUGCGGGACGGUUCUGCAGUGGGGUGUGUGGAACCGUGGUUCUAGUCCUGGGGGUUCUCAGCGCUGUUCUCAAUGUGGUGCUGUUCAUCCUGAUCCUGACCAAACACAGAGGUGGACUCAGACAGAACACGGAGUCCAGUGGUCAGGCUCACUCUCCUCCUGCCCAGGUUCAGGAUUCAGACUCUAUGAACUAUGCAGCUUUGACCUUCUCUGGCAAGAAGAAGAAAAGAAGCAACUUUAACCUCCAGACCGACAACCCACACACGUCAUAUACGCUGCCACUAGAUAAACAGCAUAUGUACCAACCCACACGUCAUAUACGCUGCCACUAGAUAAACAGCAUAUGUACCAACCCACACGUCAUAUACGCUGCCACUAGAUAAACAGCAUAUGUACCAACCCACACGUCCUAUACGCUGCCACUAGAUAAACACCAUAUUUACCAGAAAACACACACAUCUCUUUCUGAAACACACAUUGGUGGAUGUAUGUGUUAAUGUUUUGUUAUUUU